This is a messenger RNA of Triticum dicoccoides, 1486 nucleotides long. RefSeq lists its product as uncharacterized. Lineage: Eukaryota; Viridiplantae; Streptophyta; Magnoliopsida; Poales; Poaceae. The coding region runs from base 259 to 837 and encodes 192 amino acids. The transcript is spliced from 2 exons. The record is from RefSeq and is a predicted model, not a curated record.
CAGCACCGCUCGCAUCGCAUUGCCUCCUUCCUCCUCCUCCUCCUCCUCCUCCUGCUUCACACGCACGGAAGGCAGAGCGAGAGAGGCGACCCAACCGCCCCCUCCGCUGCUUCAGUUCCUCCGCUCCAUCCACCCCGUUUCUAUUCCCAGUGGACGCCAACACACGCAGGCGCAUCGCUGGCUAUAUUUAGCCAUAGCUGAAGAGAGUCUGAUUUACGUAGAAGAUAGGAGGAGCAGAUCUUUGAGGAGAGAGAGAGCAUGCCGACGGGAACCAUGAGGAGGAUGUUCGUCGAGUCGUCGUCCUCGUCCUCGUCGUCCGGGAGCGGCAGGGAGGCGGAGGCGACGGUGGUGCUGUGCGCGCCCCGGCCGCGCAGGGUGCACGCCCAGCCAUGCAGCGCCGACCUCAUCCUCGGCCCCCCACCCUUCCUCCUCGACGCCUCCUCCGACAGCAACAGCAGAAAGCAGAGAGAAGGGAAGAGCAAAACGCGGGAGGUCGACGACGAGUCGGAGGAGGAGGGGGAGGGGGGCUGGGCGCUGUUCGGCGGCUCGCCGCCGGCGCGCGCGGACAACCCGCUCGUCCACGACCCCCACUUCCUGCUCAACCAGCGCCACCACGCCGCCGCCGACUUCAACCUCGCGGCGGUUUUUGACCACCACCACAGCCGCACCCACCACCACCACGUCCCAACAUAUAGCAAUAGCAGUAGUAACCACAGUUUUGCCCCGUCGUACACGCACGCCGCGCCGGCGGUGAGGAUCCAGGGGUUCGACGUCGCCGCCUGCCGGGGCUCCCACGGCAGCAACGGCGGAGGCCGCGUGCUCUCCGCCCGCGCCUGAGCCCCAGCCCCAGCCCGAGCCGAGCAGAGCCGACCCGCAAGGGGGAAGCCACCCACCGCCGUCGUCCUCACCGACCUUGUACAGUUUUCCGCCGGCCGCCGCGUAUGUACGUACGUACCUACGUCUAGCGUACUACUAGCAGUAUCACCAUAUGCUACGUGUGUUCCUUGUGGUAUAUACAUACAUACAUACAUACAUACGGGUUUACGUGAUGAAUUAACAUGAGAUGGGUAGCCAGGGUCGUCUAAAGACUAAGUAAGGUUAAUUAAGAGUAGUAGAAGAAGAAUGAUCAUCAUCAGCAGCAUACACAAAGAGGAUCGAUCUUAUCAAAGAGAGGAUUUCUAUUUGUACCUUUUCUUCGAGUUAGUUUUGUCAGGAGGUGUUGUGUAGAUAUCAUGAGUGUUAAUCUUGUUCUAAGAAGGGUCUUUCCGGAUGAAGAUGGAGAUGGCCCUUGCAGUUGUGCCGGGCCAUCGUCGUGUUCAUCUCACCACCGCCAUGUAACCAUGGUUGUACUUGUAAAAAAGAGGAUGGAAGGAAGGAUGAAGAAAGUGUGUACAUACAUAAACUUGUUGGUUAUGCAGCUGUACCAUGUAAUCGAAUUGCAUAAGUUGAUUCAAUAACCUCUCCCGAGUUUUGCCCCCUUGUUUCA